GUGUGGUGUUACAGUGAUUAGGUUGUGACAUGUAUUUCAUCUCGUUAAGAAUCAUACGGUUUACUUGAUACGUUUAUGAAAUUUCAAGGUAAGAAUUUUAUUAAACCAUGAUUGAUUAAGUAAGUGUCAGAUCGUCACGUGUUAUAUUAUCGCGGGAAAGGUUUUAUACUGUACAGUGGCCAUCUUGACCGUCGUACUUGACACUUGUGAAAUUUGAUUUUUAUGACCAGAGAUAUAAUAAUCGAAAGAGGCGGAAGAAAGUUCCUUUCCAAUUUACUAAAAUGUCACGAGACUGAAUUUCUGGCUCGCAUUAUAUUAGAAUUCAGAAAGAGAAUCUUUAAGCAGGAAGAGGAAGUUUAGAAACACACAGGAUCGUGGAAAGUUGAGCUGCCGUUGGGAACGAUAGGCGAAGUCGACGUAGGACGAUUAAGAGCGUCUCGACGCGUAAUCGCGCAUCCUUAACCGAUCCGGCGUCGAGUACCCUAGUUAAGUUUCAACGAGGAAACUUGUCGACCGUGUCUCGGUGUUCUCGCAAAGAGAAUUGUGCCGAAGAAUUUACAUUUUUCCCCAAGAACAAUUAGCCGUGGCACGACGAAUAAAGAGUAGCCUUAAAAAUUGUCUCGUGACGAGUCGUUUAAUAUGCAUGCGCAUAAUUUAACGAAGUCUGCCCCGAUAUUGGACUGAUUAAAUUAAAACUGACAAGAAAAUGGCGGUCGAACUUUGACCGCAAUUUCUUGCAAAUAAAUGAGCUGUUAUUUAGAAAAAAGGAAAACAGAGGGGUGGAUAAGAGAUUGCAUUAUUUUGUAGGGGAAGAAUGAAUUUACAUGGUUUUAGGGGUGGAAGAGGUUUCAGAGGGACGCGUUCUUUUUUCCAGAGAAGUAGAUGGACUUUUUUUUAGAGAUAAAUGGCUCGAGUAUUUUCAUGAAGAGCAUUCUUAAGGUGGCUAUUUCGUUUGAUAAAAACAAACAGAGCAGAUGUACAAGUGAAACCUGCACUAGAUACAAAUCAAGGUGGUUACUUUUCAUAUUCUUUCCACAUUUCUAAAAUUCCAAAUUCGUAAAUUUCAAACUCUCGAAAUUUCCAGCUGCAAAUAAAAGGGAAAGUAAUAACGGUAAUAAUUCUAAAGGGAGCUUCAAAUGUCAGGAAAUAGACGUCGCGAAUGUUCAAGGAGCUUCAGGUAUCGAGGCUAACUGAAAUUCAAUUUUCUACCGUGUCUAUCGCUUCGUUUUUUCUUCGACCCUUUCAGUCACAAGAAGUCGACAGACAUCGAAGCUUCUGAUUGAGCCAGUUCCCCUUCGUUAAUCCCAUUCGCGCGGACUUCAAGCACGUUCCAGAAUAAAAUUUCGUGAAAUAUGCAGCCGUGAGAAGUUCGGAAACACCGGACAUCCACUUGGUGGAAAUAGCGUUUAUAAUGACAGAAAUAGAUGGUGCCAUCACGGGAAAUCGAGUCCCAACGAGUCUCGACCAUUUCGAACAGCUUCCAAUUAACAGACACCCGAACGCGGCAUAAUCAACCGAAAGAAACGUUCCGGAUAGCAAUUAAGGUUAAAGAAACGUUGUCGUUAAUGUUAUUCGAGCAUCGGCCAACAGGAAUCGAAGAUGUUCUCUCGUUUAAUUUUAACCGUUGAAGAUCAUUAAAUUCGUGCACUAGAAAUUAGAAGUCGAAUUCGAUGUUAUUAUAGAGUUACGUAUACUUUCAUAAUUAACUAUAUGUAUUUAGGUCGAUUGCUGGAGGCUCUAUUAUUUUACCUAUGAUAUUGUUUCGUCCAUUUCUGACUCGUUUGUGCAAAUACACGGAAUACGAAAGAACUAGCUAGAAAUAAUUGUUAAUUCAACUAAAGAAACAGGGAAAUAGGUUCAAGCUUUGAAUGAUUGUUUGUAAAAUAUGUCUGGUCAUCUACGUCCUUUUUCACUGAACUCAGGGAACAUUACUGUUGCACCAUUUCUGCAGUAAUUCGAGUGCAAUUUUUUAAUCAGUGCAUUUUCUAAUUGCAAAUAAAGAUGCUUAGCAUUUGCCGUUCUGAAAAAAAACGAUUGGCAGAUUCUUAAAUUUUUAUCCUUUCAGUAAUCUUCCUAAUGGAGCUUUUUCUAACAAACUGUCAGUUACAAUAAUUUGCAAUUAAUUCUUCCUCGUGAGGAGGAUAGAUCAUUAACUAUUGUGGAUAUCCAUCAUAAAGUCAUAAAGACUUACUUUCAUAGGGAAAAUUUUUAGAUCAUCACUUUCAAAUCCUAAUUUUCAUGAACCGUAAGAAAUACGGAAGUUAAAAAAGUUCGAAAGACAUUUUCCGUGCAACGUUGAAGAAAAGUUGCAAGAAAAGAGUGUUAGCAAUAAGUUAUCUGCAAAGAAGUAAAUAACAACAGCGUCGAAUGGCGGGCGGGAAAUCCAGAAGCGGGUGGUCGAAAAACAGUAUCCAUCGGACUCACAGGAUGUCGAGACAACGGUGUAAGAGAGAAACAGAUAUAUCGAGACAGAAAGAAGGGGUGGGGGUGAGAUGCCGUGCGGCGAGACUACUCGGUUCGCUCAGUCACCGCCCAGACCGCGCCGCGACCGAUUCGUCGAACGGGUCUUUUACGUCCUCCGCUCAUUUUUCGUCCUCGUAACGUGAUUCGAUCCUUCUCUUGAAUGUAUCUUAAUCACUGGUGCUACCGUGCGACACGUAGGACGCGUGCAACGACCGCGUAUGUCAGCUCCGGUUGCCCUCUCGGUGUUCCUGGUGAGCACCGUUGAUCCUCCCGUCUCGUGACCGGGUCAGGUGAUAGUUUUUCACGAACGACAGUGUGAAGUUGAAGGAAGUGCGGUGGUGGAGACCAUCUGUGAAACGCAUCCCGUGGAAAGCGGUUUCCUCUGGAGGCGCUCAGAAAGCAAUCAAGAUCCAUCGCAGCCCGGAAAUGCCAGAAAGUCAAGAAAGCGCGUACGAAGAUGAGGAGCAAGUCACCAGGGGCGCGAGAUCCCCUGGUGAAACCGGUGCCGGUGAAGAAAUCGGGGCUCCAGACGAGGAUUGCGCCGACACCCUGUUGAAGAUGGGGACAAACACGAGGCCUUGGAAUUUGAGCGCCGGUGGCGGUUUCCUGCGGGGUACAGGGCAACGCGUUAGCUUUGACCCCGAAGCACCGCCGCCACCGCCCCAAACUUCAAACCAACCUCCUAGGAAGAUCGACGAAAAGGUCAAGAGGCACAGUAUCCACGGCAUGAUAGAAGAAGAGAAUGUGGUGAGACCGCACCAGGAAAUGGCCAGUCUGUCCUACAAAGAGAAGAAAUACCUUCUCGCUGUGGAGCGCGGGGACGUUGCCUCCGUCAGAAGGAUGCUACAAGGGGCUCACGAAACCGAGAUGAACAUCAACUGCGUGGAUCCGUUGGGACGUUCAGCCCUUCUGAUGGCGAUCGAUAACGAAAACCUCGAAAUGGUGGAACUUCUGAUCGAGCACAAAGUCGACACGAAGGAUGCUCUUCUCCAUGCCAUCUCCGAGGAAUUCGUCGAAGCGGUCGAAGUUCUGUUGGAGCACGAGGAAAGUCUUCAUCGAAACGGAGAGCCUCACAGCUGGGAAGCCCUGCCGUCGGACACCGCCACUUUCACCCCGGACAUCACACCCCUAAUCCUGUCGGCUCACAGGGACAAUUACGAGAUCAUUAAGAUACUUCUGGAUCGUGGAUCCACGCUGCCCAUGCCUCACGAUGUUCGUUGCGGGUGCGACGAAUGUGUUACGUCCAGGAGGGAGGACUCCCUCAGGCAUUCCAGGAGCAGGAUAAACGCCUACAGGGCUCUGGCUUCACCGUCCUUGAUAGCUCUAUCCUCCAAGGACCCCAUUUUGACUGCGUUCGAACUCUCGUGGGAACUUCGGAGGCUGUCGUUUUUGGAACACGAGUUUAAGUGCGAAUAUCAGGAGCUUAGAAGACAGUGCCAGGACUUCGCCACUGCCCUGUUGGAUCACACGAGAAGUUCCUACGAGCUGGAGGUACUUUUGAACCACGAUCCCACGGGGCCUGCCUUCGAACAUGGCGAGAGGAUGCACCUGAAUCGCUUGAAGUUGGCUAUUAAACUUCGACAGAAAAAGUUCGUGGCGCAUCCUAACGUACAGCAGCUACUGGCAUCGAUUUGGUACGAGGGUCUUCCAGGCUUCCGCAGGAAAAACAUGGUCCUCCAAGCGUUGGAAAUCGUGCGGAUCGGUGUGCUCUUCCCAUUCUUCAGCGUCGCUUACAUCAUCGCCCCGCACAGCGUCGUUGGACAGACCAUGAGGAAACCAUUCAUCAAGUUCAUCUGUCACUCGGCAUCGUACUUUACUUUCCUCUUCAUGUUGAUUCUGGCUAGUCAAAGGAUAGAAAGCGUGAUUGGCAAUUGGAUGGGUCACGACGUGGUGGAACACGAGCCAACGCCGACGAAGAGGGGUGCUGCACCGUCCAUCGUCGAGUGGUUCAUCCUGGCCUGGGUGUCCGGUUUGAUUUGGUCCGAGGUAAAACAACUGUGGGACGUCGGCCUCGAAGAAUACGUGAACGACAUGUGGAACGUGAUCGAUUUCGUUACCAAUUCCUUGUACGUGGCGACCGUCGCGUUAAGGGUGGUCGCCUAUUACAGGGUACAAAAAGAAAUAGAGAGCCAAAAACCGGGAUCCGUGAUCGGAUUGCAACGCGAACAGUGGGACACGUGGGACCCGAUGCUCAUUUCAGAAGGUCUUUUCUCCGCGGCCAACAUAUUCAGCUCUUUGAAACUCGUCUACAUUUUCUCCGUAAAUCCUCACCUCGGCCCCCUGCAAGUCUCUUUGUCCCGGAUGGUCAUGGACAUUAUGAAAUUCUUCUUCCUCUACGUGUUGGUGCUGUUCGCAUUCUCCUGUGGUCUGAACCAGCUGCUUUGGUACUACGCCGACAUGGAGAAGAAGCGUUGUCCCACCGCGAUGUCUUAUUCCCCUAACGCUAGUGUUACGACCGACUCGAAUGCCUGCAUCGUUUGGCGACGGUUCGCAAAUCUGUUCGAGACUGCUCAGACGUUGUUCUGGGCCGUGUUCGGAUUAGUCGACCUGGAGAGCUUCGAGCUGGACGGUAUCAAAGCUUUCACGAGAUUCUGGGGUAUGCUGAUGUUCGGGACGUACUCGGUCAUCAACAUCGUGGUGCUGUUGAAUCUAUUAAUCGCCAUGAUGAACCAUUCCUAUCAAUUGAUCUCCGAACGUGCCGACAUCGAAUGGAAAUUCGCCAGGAGCAAGCUUUGGAUCAGCUAUUUCGAAGAAGGCGGAACGGUUCCACCCCCUUUCAACAUUAUCCCCACCCCGAAGAGCGCGUGGUACAUUGGCCAGUGGUUGUACCGGAAACUGUGCGGUCACAGCAGAGCUGCUAAGAAAGAGCACAUGCGGACGAUCAGAAGGAAGGUUAAGCAGGCGUCGGAGAGGGAUUUCCGGUACCAAAGCAUCAUGAGAAAUCUGGUGCGAAGGUACGUGACGGUGGAGCAGAGGAAGGCUGAAAGCGAGGGUGUCACCGAGGACGACGUGAACGAGAUAAAACAAGACAUCAGCGCUUUUCGGUGCGAGUUGAUCGAGAUCCUGAAGAACUCCGGCAUGAACACCUCGACAGCAAGCGGUGCCGGAACCGACGGUUACCUUAAAGAGCUGUCCAUAGGUGCGGGGGGCAAGAAGAACCGUCAGAAGGAGCGGCGAUUAAUGAAAGGAUUCAAUAUCGCCCCUCAGCCGAGCGGAAGUGGCACUUUGCCACCGGUUGAUGAGUUUACAGCGUCGCUUCAACAGGCACAGCACGAGAACUCUCACGAGCUCUUUGGCUCCACUUUGAGCGGCAUAUUUGGUCCUGGUGCCACUCCCAAGAAAAGUCCCCAUCACAUUAGCACCAAUAGUAUGCCCGGACUCGGUUCCGGCAGACAGAGCCGCAGGAUCAGAAGUAGCUCCAAAAAGAAACGCUGGGAAAAUCUUAUCGAGGCGGCCAAAGUUCGAGGUAGAGUCUCCAAGCUAAUUGGUAGAUCUCAUUCAGAAGACUCCGUGUACUCGCCCGCGUCCGAAGACGGCGGAUCCAGAUCGGAAGGAUCCACGGACUCGAAGUCCUCCCUGGAGCCUCCCGGUCACGAAGUCCAGACCCACCACAUACAUCACAGUCAUCAUUCGCAUCAUCACGAGGGACAUCACAUGUUCGCUCACGGUCUAGGCGCGUUAGCAGCCCUGCGGAAGAAACGUAAAACGUUCUCGGACUCCAGAUCCUCGACGCCGGGCACGAGGAGCAGCAGCGGCACGAACCCGAUACACCCGAUCGCCUCGGUUCUUAUAUCGAAGGUGUCGAAGAAGCAACAGUUGCAGAGAGCCAGCAGCGUUCCAGCCAGGGGACCGGAAGUUAGUCAACAACCGAUUCCGCCGAGACGACACGAAGCCACGCAGAGUCAGCAACCUAGCAUCGACACUCCCGAAGGAGCCAGUGCUAGCGAGCAACCUGUCGUUCCUGCCGUUCCUCUGACCCCGUCGACGACGGAGGAGAGCGUGAUAGCCAGCAGUUCUCUGCCGGCGACCAUGAAGAGAAACGGCUCAGCCACGCAGCUGCAGCGAUUGCCGGGCAUCGAGCCGAUAUCCGGUCACGACGUUUCCGGUGGAUGGCUCUGAGAGGAUCCGUCGGUCGCCACGUUGCGACGCGUCAGUUAACGAAAAGGAAGGAACUCGAUCGUCCAUGAGUUUCGUUCCGAUCAGCCGAAUAAGGCUGGGACGACGACUUCGAUCGAUGUUGGGAUCACGAUAGAUCGCGUCGUCGUCGGCACACGCACAAUGAUGCCUUCUCGUCACGACGCCGAGACUAUAUCGUUUUUAAGAAGCGUUUAAUCACGAACAACGCUCGUCGACUCAUCCUGGCCCUGUUCCCUUCAUCAAAACGGAGAGAAAGAGAGGAGAGAGUGUAAAUAUUGAUGCGAAGUGUUAUCGCUCUAACGCGCGAAACUUCCUUAUUUCAGGGGAGAUUAACUUUUAGAGGUUCACGGAAAGCAACUCGGAUCAUUUUUGGACCUCCUUCGGCUUCUUCCGCUAAUCCAACCGUGUCGGGAAGUUUCUGAACAAACUUCCACGAACGCUCCAUGAAGGACUUGAACGAAAACAUGAAAUAUGGAGUAAUAUACGUUUGGAGCUGUCCUUUAUCGAUUUAUUUAUCGACGGUAUUUUAUUGCGAGUCCACGAAGUUAAUCUCUCCCCAAAGCGUCGUCCAUAAGCGGAGGUUUCUUGUCGAUAAUUUUGUACCGUGCGUAGAUCGUAAUGGAUGAGAACGUUUUCACAUCGAUCGUAGGUAAAGUGGGCCGGUUUCCAUCGUUCGUAAACGAUCUUCGUGGAAACGGUUUGAUCCGUUACGUACAAUCCCACGACCCAUUAAUAACUACUUAUUUACUACUACUGCUCUACUACUGCCAGAACGGAAGAGGGCAAGUGGGUCGACGGUAACUAGUCUAGUCAAAACUAGUCGGACGAUCCGGUGCGAAAGAAGGACACGAUUUUAGCUAUGUUAAUCUGUAAGAGACAAUUUAAUUGUGUUAUUGGUGAAACAAGCAGAAGGAUCGUCAUUUCGGGCGACCAACAAUUUAACCGCUUCAGGAAGCUGGUCUCCUUGAAGAUCGGAACUUAUUCGUUUUUCUAGUUAACUAGUUUUGUCUCUUUUGAUUUGUCUCUGUUUAGUGAUGGAUAUUCGAAAUAUUGCAUGUCUUUGUUCGAAUCGCUUCGGGUUUUAUUCGAGCUCUUGAUCGCAAUAUCGCAAAUUGGAUCGUGGUUUCUGAGCGAGUUGACAAUGUACGUCUGACGGGAAGCGCCGGAUCAAAGGGGUUAAUUGCAAUUGAAAAUUUGCAUAUCACAUGCUCCUCCUUUCUGCGAUUAUAUCGAGGGCUUCAAAACUUCGAAUACUAUUCAAAGCGACUCGAAACUUUCUUCGUGUAUUUGCAUUCGAAUUGUUUCAUCGCUACCCAUACUUUUUGUACGCUUUUUUGUAUCUCGAUGUUAAACGAACUCUAGUCAGACUAUUUUAUUUUUUUUUUUUUUUUGAGACAAUCUAUGUACGCGAUUCAAAGUGUCAGAGAGUUUCUUGCGAGUUUUUAGCAGAAUUUCGUUCUAGUCAAAAGCGGAUUUUGUACAUUUCUUUUCUCUUCGAUAGUCAUUCGAAACAGGGAGAAACGAGAUAAACGUAUCACGACCAAAACAGAACGAGCCGUAGCGUAGUCGUGUAGAGGCCUAAAGAAGAGAUUAAGAUCCGUACUACUUCCUAGAUAUUACAUGUACGUAUGAUAAUAACUAUUAUUAAUGUUACGCGCCGUCAGGGGCGCGAAACAACGCGCUGAGGAGGAGGUGUGCGAACAGUGAAAGAAUUUUCAUCGUCAUCCUCCGAGCAACAACGACCACUUCCUUUUCCGCUAGUCCUCGUCGUGAUCGCGUACCUGACACACGUCGCGCGCAUAGUAACCAUACCGCCUACGUGUAUUAUUUAUGAGAUUAUUAAUUGUAAAUGUAAAGUUUAGAUGUCCACUUGGCAAGAAAAGUCGUAGUGAAUGUUAUAUUGUGAGAACGGUUACUAUAUAUGAUAUUGUUGUAAGAAGAAACGGAACUAUCAACGAUAAAAGCGGAGCGGAACCAACAAAAAAAAUUUUAUUAAUUGAAACAAUAGACGAGUAAACGGGAAUACCUUGAUUACGAGUAAUAGUCGUACGAAUUUAGCGAAGUUUUUUAACGAUCGAAUUUCAAAUAUCGUUUCCGACAAAGCAACAUCAAUCGCACGAGAGUUUCCGGGUAUUUUGUAGCGAACGAGGUCCAUCGGGGACUGGAACAGAGAGAUUGUGCUGGUACAGGGAUCUCGAGAUUCAGUAUUUUGCGGUUAGUAUUAUUGUUUAACGAUUCGUGAAUUCGUUGGCGCUUCGAGCGGAGAGCUUGUCGAAGUUUGACGAAGCUGUUUGUUGCAGACGAAAUAGUUGAUUUAUACCCGUAAUUUAAGAAUCAAAAUGUGCUUCGACGUGUCCGCCUCUUUCGAAACGAUCAAUUAUUUGUACGGUUCGCUUUGAAGAAAAUUUCAGCCGAAGCAUAAGUUUCCCCGUGGCCAUUAUUUCGUUUGCGUUCAUCAGCAACAAACGAGAAACAAAAUUGUAAUACGCGAUAGAUUUUAAACUGUUCGAUUUUAAUAUUCGUUUGAGAUCAUAGCUGGUCGAGUGGUGACUCGAUCGAGAGUAGAAAGAUCACGAAUGACCAUCAAUAAAAUACCAUUUAUUCUGA
Megachile rotundata (alfalfa leafcutting bee) is the source of this 9207-nucleotide messenger RNA. It is a transcript of the gene Trpgamma, whose product is annotated as Transient receptor potential cation channel gamma. NCBI's taxonomy places the organism in Eukaryota, Metazoa, Arthropoda, Insecta, Hymenoptera, Megachilidae. Gene Ontology annotation, molecular function: protein binding; store-operated calcium channel activity; inositol 1,4,5 trisphosphate binding. Gene Ontology annotation, biological process: calcium ion transmembrane transport; regulation of cytosolic calcium ion concentration. Gene Ontology annotation, cellular component: plasma membrane; cation channel complex. The record is from RefSeq and is a predicted model, not a curated record.